Parathielavia appendiculata is the source of this 1695-nucleotide messenger RNA. Its product is annotated as branched-chain amino acid aminotransferase II. The coding region runs from base 343 to 1524 and encodes 393 amino acids. Gene Ontology annotation, molecular function: branched-chain-amino-acid:2-oxoglutarate transaminase activity. The transcript is spliced from 3 exons. Gene Ontology annotation, biological process: branched-chain amino acid metabolic process. Lineage: Eukaryota; Fungi; Ascomycota; Sordariomycetes; Sordariales; Chaetomiaceae. The record is from RefSeq and is a predicted model, not a curated record.
UACCAAACCAAUGAAGCCGCAGCGCAUGAAUGGACGGGAGGGGAAAAGAGCUUUUCCUAGUUGCGAAGCCCAUUUAAGGCCCCUGGAUCAUCAAGCCCGCAAUCCGAUCGGAGCAAAUGGGGACAAGGGGUCACGAGCCGGGAAUCCGACCUCAGUCAGCGCAGCGCUCGCAACACCCUUCAUAGUUCAAUCUCGUUAACCUAUUGAGUGCUGUUUGUGUCUGUCUGAUGCAAGGCUAGACAGUUUCACACAAGCGAGAAAAAUUGUCCUUUGGCCCAAGUCAGGACACCUUCAAUCUAUAUCCACCAGCUAAAUUAUCGGAUAUCAAGCCCAGCUGACACCAUGGCCUCCUUCCCUCCUCCUCCUGUCAACACGAUUGACUGGUCAAAUGUUGGAUUCCGCGUCCGCGAGGUCAACGGCCACAUCGAAUCCCAUUACUCGGUUAGGACGGGAAAAUGGUCCCCUCUUCAGUUCGUCGCCGACCCCUACAUGCGCAUCCACGGCAUGGCCCCGGCCCUCAACUACGGCCAGCAGGCCUACGAGGGCCUCAAAGCCUUCCGCAUGCCGGGCGACUCGGCCAUCGCCAUAUUCCGCCCGGACCGCAACGCUGCUCGCAUGCAGCACUCUGCCGAAUUCGUUUCGAUCCCCCCCGUCCCGACUGACCUCUUCCUUGACGCCGUCAAGGCAGCCGUGGCUCUUAACGCGGAGUUCGUCCCGCCCCACGAGACCGGCGCCGCCAUGUACGUGCGCCCGCAAAUUUACGGCUCUUCCGCCCAGCUCGGACUGAACCCGCCCGAGGAGUACACCUUCUGCGUCUUCGUCCUGCCCACGGGCGUCUACCACGGCACCCACCCCGUCAAGGCGCUGAUCCUGGACGACUUUGACCGGGCCGCGCCCAACGGGACGGGCAGUGCCAAGGUCGGCGGCAACUAUGCGCCCGUGCUGAGGUGGAGCGAGAAGGCGAGGAACGAGGGGUACGGCAUCACGCUGCAUCUGGACAGCAAGCGCCACGAGGAGGUGGACGAGUUCAGUACGAGCGGCUUCAUCGGCGCGCUGGUGGAGGGGGAGGCCGUCACGCUGGUCGUGCCGGAUAGCAAGGCUGUCAUUGACAGCGUGACGAGCGACAGCGUGCAGCAGAUUGCGAGGAGCUUUGGGUGGAAGGUUGAGAGGCGAUCGAUCAAGUACUCCGAACUCCCCAACUUCCAGGAAGUCAUGGCUGCGGGUACUGCUGCCUCACUCGUCCCGAUCCGGUCCAUCACCCGGCGUGCCAAUUCCGAGCUGCCGCAGCACCCUCGCGUCUCGUCCAAGGAUGGCGAAGAGACUGUCACCUACGUUUCCGAGGGCAACGACGAGCCCGGUCAGCUCUGCGUUAAGCUACUCUCGCAACUAAAGGGCAUCCAGCUCGGCGAGCUGAAGGAUGAGUUCGGCUGGCGCUUCGAGGUGACCGAGGAGGAUGCCAAGCGUGUUGUUGACCGGGCCGAAGUCAAUAACGGUAACGGGCAAACGGUGGAUCAGCUGGACUAAAGAAGCUGGUGAGCAAGCCCAGAUCUGGGAACGCUGAGGGCGUCCAAACCGUCAGUAUUGUCCUAUGUUGCGCGCAUUAUGCUUUGUAUGCCUGCAUGGAUCUGAAACUGUGGACUGCAGUGGAGGUAGGGAGUGGGCGCUGCUGAGUGUUUGUAGCAUUGAACGCUGGAG